AUGACUGCGAAGCCCCUGCGCGAAGCGCCACGAGAUCUUUCAGAGAUCGCCAAGCAAGAAGAAGCCCUCAUCCUCCCUCACUUCAAUGCCGAUGAUGCGCUCGAGAUUGGUUUAACAAUCCGCAACAGACUGCGGGCCUUGUCCAAUCUUUCUGCCGUCGUCAAUAUUACGCUUGCUAACAGCAACAACAUUCUAUUUCAUGCUGUCUCUCGUCCAGGUGUUCAGCCAGACAACGACAUAUGGGUGUCGAGAAAACGCAAGACAGUGCUGCGGUGGGGCGUGAGCACCUGGUUCAUGCAUAACAAAAUGCACGGUGAUGAAGAAGCCUUCCAGAAGAAGUACAUGCUGGGUGAGUCGGCUGGACAAUACGCUAUUCAUGGCGGCGCAGUUCCUGUCCGAGUAAAAGGUGUGGAGGGAAUUGUCGGCGUCAUUGUUGUGAGUGGCCUCAAACAACAUGAAGACCACCAGGCUGUUGUCGAGGGCCUGGAGGAGUUCUUGGACGGUCUCAGCGCGGCUCUUGCAGCACAGGUAGCUGUCGACCAAUAG
Molecule: messenger RNA, 546 nt
Organism: Exophiala aquamarina CBS 119918
Lineage: Eukaryota; Fungi; Ascomycota; Eurotiomycetes; Chaetothyriales; Herpotrichiellaceae
Exons: 2
Coding region: 1-546 (181 amino acids)
Biological process (GO): post-translational protein targeting to endoplasmic reticulum membrane
Cellular component (GO): TRC complex
Source: RefSeq, a predicted model, not a curated record